Molecule: messenger RNA, 1920 nt
Organism: Perognathus longimembris pacificus (Pacific pocket mouse)
Lineage: Eukaryota; Metazoa; Chordata; Mammalia; Rodentia; Heteromyidae
Product: cholesterol 24-hydroxylase
Exons: 15
Coding region: 58-1920 (620 amino acids)
Biological process (GO): cholesterol catabolic process
Molecular function (GO): iron ion binding; heme binding; cholesterol 24-hydroxylase activity
Source: RefSeq, a predicted model, not a curated record
CGGCCUCCCGCCCCCUCGGCACCCGGCGGCGACCCCGGCCGGGCCUGACCCGGAGCCAUGAGCCCCGGGCUGCUGCUGCUCGGUAGCGCCGUCCUGCUCGCCUUCGGCCUCUGCUGCACCUUCGUGCAUCGCGCUCGCAGCCGCUAUGAGCACAUCCCCGGGCCGCCGCGGCCCAGUUUCCUUCUAGGACAUCUCCCCUACUUUUGGAAAAAGGACGAGGUUUGUGGCCGCGUGCUCCAAGAUGUGUUUUUGGAUUGGGCUAAGAAGUAUGGACCUGUUGUGCGGGUCAACGUCUUCCACAAAACCUCGGUCAUUGUCACAAGCCCUGAGUCAGUCAAGAAGUUCCUGAUGUCAACCAAGUACAACAAGGAUUCCAAGAUGUACCGCGCCAUCCAGACCGUGUUUGGCGAGAGACUCUUUGGCCAGGGCUUGGUGUCUGAGUGCAACUACGAGCGCUGGCACAAGCAGCGGAGAGUCAUGGACCUGGCCUUCAGCCGCAGCUCCUUGGUGAGCUUGAUGGAGACAUUCAAUGAGAAGGCCGAGCAGCUGGUGGAGAUUCUGGAAGCAAAGGCGGACGGGCAGACCCCAGUGUCCAUGCAGGACAUGCUGACCUGCGCCACCAUGGACAUCCUAGCCAAGGCAGCUUUUGGGAUGGAGACCAGCAUGCUGCUGGGUGCCCAGAAGCCCCUGUCCCAAGCGGUGAAGGUGAUGCUGGAGGGUAUCAGUGCAUCCCGCAACACUCUGGCGAAGUUCAUGCCAGGCAAGAGGAAGCAGCUGCGCGAGAUCCGGGAGAGCGUCCGCCUUCUGCGCCAGGUGGGCAAGGACUGGGUGCAGCGGCGCCGGGAGGCCCUGAAGCGCGGGGAGAACGUGCCCGCCGACGUGCUCACGCAGAUCCUCAAAGCUGAGGAGGGGGCCCAGGAUGACGAAGUUCUGUUGGACAACUUUGUCACCUUCUUCAUCGCGGGUCACGAGACUUCUGCCAACCACUUAGCAUUCACCGUGAUGGAGCUGUCUCGUCAGCCUGAGAUCGUGGCAAGGCUUCAGGCUGAGGUGGACGAGGUCAUCGGCUCCAAGAGGCACCUGGACUACGAGGACCUGGGGAGACUGCAGUACCUGUCUCAGGUCCUGAAAGAAUCGCUGAGGCUGUACCCGCCAGCCUGGGGCACCUUUCGCCUGCUGGAGGAGGAGACCUUGAUCGAUGGGGUCAGAGUCCCAGGAAACACCCCGCUCUUGUUCAGCACCUACGUCAUGGGGCGGAUGGAAACCUAUUUCGAGGACCCACUGACGUUUAACCCGGAUCGCUUUGGCCCUGGUGCACCCAAGCCCCGCUUCACCUACUUUCCCUUCUCCUUGGGCCACCGCUCCUGCAUUGGACAGCAGUUUGCCCAGAUGGAGGUGAAGGUGGUGAUGGCGAAGCUGCUGCAGAGGCUGGAGUUCCGGCUGGUGCCCGGGCAGCGCUUCGGGCUGCAGGAGCAGGCCACCCUCAAGCCGCUGGACCCCGUGCUGUGCACCCUCCGGCCCCGGGGCUGGCAGCCCGCCCCCCCCACCCCCUCCCUGCUGAGGCUAGGUAGGACGGUACCCCUUGGGCCAGGGCCGUGCCCCCCUCUGCUGCUACCCACGGCCGCCCCACGUGUGCCCUCACCCGCCCCUCCUCCGGCCGCCCUGCCCACGGGCUCCUGCUUCGCACCCCCAGUGCUCCCUGCCACCCGCCAGCUCCGUGGCCCUCCCGUCGGGCCCUGCUUGACUCCCGGCCGCCGCCGCCGCCACAGUCCCUCCUCCACCUCCGCCCCUCUCGGCACUGGCCGCGCCCCACACUCUCGCUCCCUCCCCAAAGACUCCUCCCAGCACCACUUCCCCCAGGAGGCCCGCCCGCCACCCCGGCCGGCCGGCUCACCUGUGCUACCUCUAACACUGUACUGA